CUAAUGCAGUUGCAGUGGAUUGUGGGAAAUAGGCUUUGUUGUGACGCUUUUCUUUGAUGUUGUCAUAAAUAAAUGGAAGAUUGGACUUUAGGAAUCAAUGAAUAAACCAUGAAUUUUGAUGGCCUUGAUUCUGGCCUGGGGGAAUAUUCAUCAUCCCUGCAUCCUGGCAUUGACCCUUCCCUCGACAAUUCAAUUGAGCAUUCCCUGGACCCAAGGCUUGACCCAAACUUACUGCAGAAUGUGGAACUGGAAGCUGAUGGUGUCCAGCUGGAUGGCAUGCCAGUCUCAGUAUCUGAAUCUGUACACCUUGUGGAGGGAAUGUAUUCAGCACUGCAUAGGGUUGUCGCAGAAGUCGGAGUCCCUGUAACCGCCUCACAUUUUGACCUUCAAGAUGAAUUGCUCUGGGUGGGAAAUCAUGGGGGCCAUGCAACCUCCUUCUUUGGUCCCACUAUGGAACGCUACUCAUCCUUUCAAGUUAACGCCACUGAUGACAUACGUCACAUCCAAAGCAUAGACAGUGGAGUGCUCUUUUUAAAUAAGAAUAACCUCAAGUGCUUUACUCGAGGAGGACUUAUAAUGUUUGAUUAUGCUAUGGAUGAAGUUGAGGACAUGCACAGUCUUCUUCUCACUGACAACAACUCUGUUCUCUUGGGGGGCCUUCAGAAUCAUGUCAUAGAAGUAGACUUAAAUGCAGUACAAGAAAGUGAAAAGUACACAGUUGAAGUUCCAGGAGUUACAAUCAUGCGACAGUCUAACCGCUUCUUCUUUUGUGGCCAUACAUCAGGAAAGGUAUCCCUCCGAGAUUUGAGAAGUUUUAAAUUGGAGCAUGAAUUUGAUGCUUACUCUGGAAGCCUCUCUGAUUUUGAUGUACAUGGAAACCUGUUGGUAACAUGCGGCUUUUCAAAUCGAAUGAAUGGCUUGUCAUGUGACAGAUUCUUGAUGGUGUAUGAUCUCCGAAUGAUGCGGGCAAUCAGCCCAUUGCAGGUUCAUGUGGAUCCUCUUUUCCUGAGAUUUAUUCCUACAUACACAUCAAGACUGGCCAUCAUCUCUCAAUCAGGGCAAUGCCAGUUUUGUGAACCAACAGGCCUUGCAAGCCCAGCAGAUAUUUUCCACAUUAACACUGUAGGACAGUUAGUCAUGACAUUUGAUGUAUCUUCUAGCAAGCAAGCUUUGGUGUUUGGAGACUCUGGAGGAUGUGUACAUCUAUGGGCAGACUCACCAGAUGCCACGUUUAAUGCCUACUCUCGUGAGACAGAGUUUCCAAUGCCAUGCAUGGUAGAUACUCUACCACACCUAGAUUGGAACGAUGAUCUUUUGCCUUUAUCGCUCAUUCCCGUCCCUCUUAUUACUGAAUCUCUAUUGUCUGACUGGCCAACAGCAAACUGUAGUGUUACGCCCAGACGAGCUCCACCUGUCGAUCUUGAGAUACUGCGUACUAUGAAGAAAGUUGGGUUUAUUGGAUAUGCACCAAAUCCCAAAACAAAGCUGAGAAAUCAGGUUCCAUAUAAAUUGAAGGAGAUGGAUGCAGAAUUUGACAGCUACAAUCAAAUCCCUGAGUCUCCUAUUGGAAGGGAGGAGGAGCCUCAUCUGUACAUGGUGCCAAAGAAAUAUCGAAAGGUCACUAUAAAAUACUCAAAACUUGGUUUAGAAGACUUUGAUUUCAAACACUACAACAAGACGCUGUUUGCAGGUCUGGAGCCACACAUUCCCAAUGCUUACUGCAACUGUAUGAUUCAGGUGCUGUAUCUGCUGGAGCCCAUCCGCUGCCACGUUCAGAAUCAUCUAUGUCAGAAAGAAUUUUGCUUGGGCUGUGAACUCGGAUUCCUAUUUCAUAUGCUUGAUCUUUCACGAGGCGACCCGUGUCAGGCCAGCAAUUUCCUUCGUGCUUUCCGAACUAUUCCAGAAGCAUCAGCUUUGGGAUUGAUCUUGGCUGAUUCUGAUGAAGCAACUGGGAAGGUGAAUUUAGGCCGACUCAUACAGAGCUGGAAUCGAUUUAUAUUGACGCAACUGCACCAAGAGACACAGGAGCAGGAGGGCCCACAGGCCUAUCGAAGUGUCAUGGGGAGUACAUUUGGAUCCUCUGGUGAAUCUGUGAUUGGGAAGCUGUUUGGUUGUGAAGUUGAGAACUGUAGUACUUGCCGCUGUGGAAAAGAAACUGUUCGCGUUUCUUCAAGUCUGCUUUUCACUUUACAGUAUCCUGAUAUGAAAAGUGCUGACAAAAGUAUUCGACAGUAUGAGUUUGCUGAAGUACUGAAGAGAAGUAUUUGCCUUGAACAGAACACCCAGGCCUGGUGCGAAAACUGUGAGAAAUACCAACCUACGGUUCAAACCAGGAAUAUUCGAUGCUUACCUGAUGUUCUUGUUAUUAACUGUGAAGUGAACAGCAGAAAGGAAGCUGAAUUCUGGAAAUGCCAAGCUGAGUAUGAAUUACACAACAAGAUGAGAAAGGAAGAUUUGGAAGCAAUGAAAAUGAAAGAAAAUAACCCAACAGAAUGGUUUUGGAGUAGAUUUGUAGCUCGGAUUUUGAACCCUUCAGAAGAUGAGGAGAGCACUUAUCUAUAUGAUCUGGUGGUAACAGUGGCCCACAUUUUAGAUCCUCGGGCUGGUGGAAAUCUUGUGGCUCAUAUUAAGGUUGGGGAAACGUAUCAUCAGCGAAAGGAGGGUGUCACUCAUAAACAGUGGUAUCUGUUUAAUGACUUUCUCAUUGAACCAAUUGACAAGUGUGAAGCUAUGCAGUUUGAUUUGAGUUGGAAGAUCCCCUGUAUUCUGUACUACGCUAGACGAAAUUUGAAUUCCAAGUAUGAUUUAACAAUAAAAAAUCCAAUUGAAGCAAGUGUUUUGCUGGCAGAGGCAUCUCUUGCUAGAAAGCAGCGAAAAUGUCACGCAACUUUUAUUCCAUUAAUGCUGGAUGAAAUGCCCCAGCCUAGUGAUUUAGUGGGCUUGGAUGCAGAGUUUGUCACAUUGAAUCAGGAAGAAGCAGAACUGCGUAGCGACGGAACAAAAUCCACAAUCAAACCCAGCCAAAUGUCAGUUGCCAGAAUUACCUGUGUGCGAGGUCAGGGACCGAAUGAAGGUGUUCCGUUCAUUGACGAUUACAUUUCCACACAGGAGCAGGUUGUAGACUACCUGACUCAGUAUUCUGGAAUCAAACCUGGAGAUCUUGAUGCCAAAAUUUCAUCCAAGCACCUAACCACCUUGAAGUCAACGUACCUGAAAUUGAGAUUCCUUAUUGAUGUUGGAGUAAAGUUUGUGGGACAUGGGCUGCAGAAGGACUUCAGAGUCAUAAAUCUUAUGAUACCAAAGGAGCAGGUGAUAGACACUGUGUAUUUGUUUCACAUGCCUCGGAAGAGGAUGAUUUCAUUGCGUUUUCUUGCAUGGUAUUUUCUAGAGCUCAAAAUUCAGGGUGAAACGCAUGACAGUAUCGAGGAUGCUCGCACAGCGCUACAGCUCUACCGCAAAUACCUGAAAUUGACUAAGCAUGGUAUAGAUGUGGACGAAUUCCGGAAAAUACUUAAAGGUCUCUAUGAGAAAGGCAGAAAGAUGGACUGGAAAGUACCAGAACCAGAAGGAGAGGUGCAGAAUAGUCCAAAAAGCACCCAGUUUUCCCACCUCUGAUGGGUUUAUAUUGUGAAGACAUAUGAAUGAACUAUCUAACCUAAUGAGGAGCGAAUCCUGCAGCAUUUGAGGGGGAAAAACAUUUGUAUUUUUAAGAUUCUGGAAGAAACUGUUUUCUAAAUGGAGACUGCGUGGAGAAUGCUUGACAUGUCAGAGUAUUAAAUUAUAUCACCAACGAAUAUUGAUCUGAGUGGCCGAGAAAUGGGGAGGAAAAUCAGAUUGUUUGGAAAAAUAACAGUAACAAGUCACUUUUAGUCAAAUGUAAACUGAGAUGUGUUUUGAUAUGAAAACAGUAAAUACUGGAAAUAAUUAGGUCAGACAGCAUUUCUGGAAAGAAAAACAAAGUUAAUGUCUCAGACUAAUGCUGCAACUGCACUCGCCCUUACUGAGGACCAGCAUUCUGCCAAGGCUUCCAAAUCUCCAGAGGUUUCUCUGCAAACAUUCCAUUUAUUUUUAUGAGCUAUUUUUCACUUUUUUCUAUUUAGUUCCUUUUUUUGUUUCCUUGCCUUUAAAAACAAAUGCCUUCCUAGAUCUGUGCUCCAAGGUCAGGAUGAUUUCCCAGUGACAAAGAAGGCAGGACGCUUGAUCCAAAUAGCCCUGACAUGGCUAGCAGACUUCAAGAUUUUAGUAGCUCUGCAAUUGAGUGGAAAUCAAUAAAACACUUGUUUGUUCCAGGAAAAAAAGGGAAGAAAAUACAUGGGGUUCAUAAACACAUACAUGGGGUUCAUAAACACAUUCAUGGGAAUAUUGUCAUACAUUGUCAUCAGAUUGCAUGUGCAGCUAUUAUUCAGUGAAAUCAUUGCUUUGCAAGAAAUUUUAGCCUUCCCCGCUGUAGAGAUUGUGUUUUAAAUACUGUCAUGUUGACGAAGGUACCCCACAUUGAUUUUAAUAGUUCAAUAAAAUAUUUUAGGUUGUUUUAUGAAACAGUACAUGGGAAUGAUGCCAUGACAGCAUUGUCACCGUGGUGACAGUCCACACUAUUCUCUUAGAAUGUUUUUACUGUGCCCUCCCAACUUCUGGCCAACAGGAUCUUCAGCUGCUACAUUGCUGAGGUUCCUGAAAUUCCAGGGCUUUUGGAAAUCAUAACAACAUUUUUGAGCUUACAAAUCAUUGUCAAAUGGCUAGCAAUUUGUAUAUAUGGUGUGAGACAUAGUCAAUAUUCUGCACUGUUACAUCUGCAUUAAUUACCUGCAUUGGAAGGAACAACAUUUUGCACUUCCUAUCAUACGAUUGGAAGCUCUUUUUAAAAGUUCUGUUGAAAAGCCUCUGGUCUACCUUUGUUCUCUUAAUGUAAGAAUAAAAGCUUUAUUUUUAAAUAA
Molecule: messenger RNA, 4934 nt
Organism: Rhincodon typus (whale shark)
Lineage: Eukaryota; Metazoa; Chordata; Chondrichthyes; Orectolobiformes; Rhincodontidae
Gene: pan2
Product: poly(A) specific ribonuclease subunit PAN2
Exons: 27
Coding region: 109-3615 (1168 amino acids)
Biological process (GO): mRNA processing; nuclear-transcribed mRNA poly(A) tail shortening
Cellular component (GO): P-body; PAN complex
Molecular function (GO): protein binding; poly(A)-specific ribonuclease activity; nucleic acid binding
Source: RefSeq, a predicted model, not a curated record